This is a messenger RNA of Rosa rugosa (rugosa rose), 1615 nucleotides long. RefSeq names its product putative NAC domain-containing protein 94. Lineage: Eukaryota; Viridiplantae; Streptophyta; Magnoliopsida; Rosales; Rosaceae. Gene Ontology annotation, molecular function: deaminase activity; DNA binding. The transcript has 3 exons. The coding region runs from base 397 to 1488 and encodes 363 amino acids. Gene Ontology annotation, biological process: regulation of DNA-templated transcription; purine ribonucleoside monophosphate biosynthetic process. The record is from RefSeq and is a predicted model, not a curated record.
AAUCACCAACUUAAAAAGCCUCCCAAAUUCCCAAUUCAAUAAUCCAAUUCAGUACUUGACUUGUGUUCCUUGGUAGCUGUUCUUAAAGAGGGUUGCGAGUCUCAGCUUCUUCUUUACCAAGUCACCGCGAUUUUUGUGCAAUCGUACUCUCCAUUACUCACCCCUGAAAGGGCGGCCGAAGCUUCGGAGCCAGACCCCUUUUCAGGUGGCACAUGAUUGCUUUGGAUGAAGCAAACUCUUAUUUGUGAGACUCAUCACUAGAUCGAACUGCCUAGUCUUUUAAGCAUAUGUUAAAGAACCAGAACUGCUUCAAAGCCUAUUAGUCUUUUUCUCAAGGGUCUGGUUUGAACUUUUGAACUCUACCUUUCACCUUUGAAAUUUAUCAAAUAGAGAAGCAUGGAAGAGAAGAAUGAUCAGAUGGAUAAGGUUGAUGAUGUCAUGUUGCCGGGUUUUCGCUUCCAUCCAACUGAUGAGGAACUUGUGGGUUUUUACCUCAAGAGAAAAAUUCAGCAAAGGCUUCUCCCCAUUGAACUGAUUAAGCAAGUGGACAUUUAUAAAUAUGAUCCCUGGGAUCUUCCAAAGCUGGCAAGUACUGGGGAGAAAGAGUGGUACUUCUACUGCCCAAGGGAUCGAAAAUACCGCAACAGUGCUAGGCCUAACCGAGUCACAGGAGCCGGGUUUUGGAAAGCAACAGGAACAGACAGGCCUAUUUAUUCAUCUGAAGGCUCCAAGUGCAUAGGCCUAAAGAAGUCCCUUGUGUUCUACAGAGGCAGAGCUGCUAAAGGAAUCAAAACUGAUUGGAUGAUGCACGAGUUUCGCCUCCCUUCUAUCCCAGACUCAUCACCACCCAAGAAGCUGUUAGAUAAAAGCCUUCCUCCAAAUGAUGCAUGGGCCAUUUGCAGGAUUUUCAAGAAAACAAACUCAAUGGCACAGAGGGCUCUUUCUCAAUCUUGGCUAUCUACACUGCCCGAACCUACAGCAUCCGGUUUUCUAACUCAAUGCCCUCAGUUCAGUUCCGAAAACAACAUAUCUUGCACCACUGACUUAGGAUCAGCCAUCCAGUUUUGGAGUAACAACAAUGAAUUACAACAUCAACAAGGUUCAACUUACUCAGCUUUCGACGCUCUCCCUUAUAAACCCAACUUCAAUCCUGUAUUAGUCGGAGAAAACAUUCCCAAUGGCAUCAUGUUCUCUCCAAUUGAAAUGUCAUCACCACCCAAUUUCAACCACGCCUUAGUUGGUGACUUGAGUAACAACCACACCUCAGGGAGCAUAGACUUUGAUGGCUCACAACAACAACAGUUUAGUAAUGGCUUCUCAAUCAGUUUGGCUCAAGAUCAGAUUCAACAAAACAACAACACAAGCCAGGCUAACAAUAACAAUAGUCAUUGGGGGACUAUCAGAUCAAUUGGGUUUCCUUUCAGUUUGGGUUCAGAUGAUCCUAGUGACAUGUCUACUAGCUAUUCUACAAGCAAAUGUUAUACUUGAUAGAAUUGAUAGUAUACAGUACAAGGAAUCUAUUCUUCUCGCUCUAAUUAGACUACCAUGUAAUGUUUGUUAAUUAGCUACUAGUCAAUGUACAGUUUCCUAAAUUCUAAUUAUACCAUUUUAGGCA